Messenger RNA from Nymphalis io (European peacock), 2248 nucleotides. RefSeq names its product Bardet-Biedl syndrome 7 protein homolog. The transcript is spliced from 15 exons. Gene Ontology annotation, molecular function: protein binding. The record is from RefSeq and is a predicted model, not a curated record. Gene Ontology annotation, biological process: intracellular protein localization; intracellular transport; cilium assembly. Gene Ontology annotation, cellular component: membrane; neuron projection; BBSome. Bases 18 to 2219 code for a protein of 733 amino acids. NCBI's taxonomy places the organism in Eukaryota, Metazoa, Arthropoda, Insecta, Lepidoptera, Nymphalidae.
UAAAUUAAAACUGUAAAAUGGAUUAUGAUUUAGCUCGAAUAGACUAUACUCUUUGUGGAGUAACAUAUCCAGAUGCGUUAAAAAUUUUGCCGGCUACUGAUCAAAAGGUGCAACAAAAGUUUGCAGUAGGAGAUAAAAAUGGAGUAUUGCAAUGUCUAAGUAUUAAAGACGAAGAACCAAUUGUCCACUUUAAAACUUUACCAGGAAAACCUAUCACUUCUGUACAACUUGCUUCCUCUGUAGGAACCAACGCGGACAAAAUUUUUGCAGCUUCGGGGAACGAAGUAAAAGGUUAUACUAAAAAAGGCAAAGUAUUUUUCGGCAUUGAAACUUCAGUUUCGGAAACGAUUACAUCCAUGAUAUUUAUAUUCAGGUGCGUAUUGGGCAAUGACCUCAUUUUGUGUUCUGGAAGAACGGUGACAUUCUAUAGGGAACUACAGGAAAUAUAUUGCUAUGUUUGUGAUGACAGAGUGCUUGACGCUAUCGCUUUUGCUACACGGAACAGAAAUCGUAUUCGGAUAUUAGUGUUAAUUGCAAACAAAGAAGCACUAAUUAUUGAGAACGGGAAAAUGCAAAAGCGGACACAUAUUUCUUCUGGGCCAACCCGGUUUACAGUACCGCAGUCUCUACAAACAUCUGACGUAUACGCUUUUUACGGUUCUGUAGAUGGUUCCAUCGGGCUCGUUACUUAUGAUGAAUCAGAGUUAUCCGCCAAAUGUUUAGUGGAAGGGUGUGGAUUGGGCUCUAUUAUGUGCGUUGGGUGGUUUAUCAAUAAUUCUGGCACUCAUCUUGCGGUAGGUCGGCAUGAUGGUUCCAUCCAAUUGUACCUUGUCAACACGGACGACUUGACGGAAAAACCGAGAUUGAAGUUUACUUACUUUUCCGGUGAGCCUGUGACCUCAGUUUGCGGCGGUUGUAUUGGAACGGAUGAACCGGAGUUGCUUGUUACAACUUUUUCAGGAAGGAUUUUCGGCUUAAGAUCAAGCAGACUUAUUGCUUCCUUAAACAAAACUUCUGGAGACGCUCUUGCUACGAGACGUUCAAAACUUGAGUCUGAAGUUUUACGUUUAGAAAAACAAACAGUAAAUGAGCGUGAAAAAUAUAAAAAGAACACGCGGUCUUUAUUUCCUGGACUCUCAGCACCACCCUUAUUAGAUAUACAAUACGAGCUUUCGGGGGCCACUCACAAUGGUUGGCAAGAAGCAAAAAUCACAUCUGCAGUACCCCUCGACAUGCUUUUUGUAUAUUGUGAUAGCCAACUAGAAAUUCAGACAGAUAAUGCAGCCGUGCUAAGCACAUGUGCUCCACAGCCUCAGGAAAUCAACAAAACAGAGUUGUUAACAACUAUCAGAUGUCAGGCCGGAACAAGGCGAGUUUGGCUGCGUUUGCGCAUUGUGAAUUUUGAGGACACAAAGAUGGAAGGAACUCGAGUGCUCGUCUACAUUUUACCAGCAGGCGCUCCAAGAGUCGCUCGAGUUAUUAAGUUUCACUUGCCCAUUUUACCACACUAUUCUAAAUAUGAAUCCUUAGAAGUUGAAGAAAAUAAAAGGCCUUGGUGUGAGCUUCAAGUAUCAGGAGGUUUCUCGGUAGCUGAAAUGACAUCUUGGUUAACUGAUGUGCUACCAGGCGAACUACCUAGACCAGCUAACAAAGUUACUUUUGUACGAUCACAUUCUUUCCUUGAGACUUUUCUCAUAUGCAAAUAUCAACGAGGUUUGGCUAUUUUUAAGUCGGACAAUAUAUCAACAAUAGUGAUAUUGAAAAAUUUCAUCUCAAACUGUUGCAUAAGAAGAAAUAUUCGAGAAGAAAUGUCCUGUGAUGUUCCAGAAGAUUUUUGCUUGGCAGCAUUUAAAUUGUUAAAAGAAAAAUAUAAAUCAGAAUACCAAAGAAAAAAAGAAAUUGAUAUCAAAAAGGCAAUAAGUUCUCUAGAUUUGGAUGCAAUGACCGUUAAUGAAACUGUGCCAAUAUUAUGUGAAGACUAUCUGCUUAUGUAUAAUUUAUCAGAAGACAAUAGCAUUGAGACUAAUUUUGCUCAAUUAAUUGAAACAGUAGCAAAAUGGUACACAGAUUGGUGGAAGUUAUAUUCAAGUGAAAGUUUUCUCACUAAUGAUUUAUCAAAACUACAAAAAGCUCUAAUAAAUUGCCAACUUGAUGAAGUAGAGAACAUUAUGGAUUUUAAUCAUAAGUCAUCACAGAAUACAAAAAGUAACUUCUACUAAAGCAGUGAUAAUAAUAGCUCAUGUUUAGA